UUUAACGCUAUUCCUAACUACUUUUGCGGCUGUCCCCAUAAGCUAUUCAUCGAAUGUCUCUAUAAACAAAAGAAAAAAAAAGGAAAUGGGUCAGGCAAUUCCAUACUUUGAACUGAACACCGGAUCUAAGAUUCCCUCUGUUGGACUGGGAACAUGGCAGGCUGCUCCUGGAGUAGUUGGCAAUGCUGUUGCCGCUGCUAUCAAGCUUGGAUAUCGGCAUAUUGAUUGUGCUCAAGUCUAUGGGAAUGAAAAAGAGAUUGGUUCUGUUCUGAAGAAGCUGUUUGAAGAUGGUGUUGUGAAGCGUGAAGAUCUUUGGAUCACAUCCAAACUCUGGUGCAAUAAUCAUGCACCGGAAGAUGUACCAGAGGCAUUAGAGAGUACCUUGCAAGACUUGCAGUUAAACUAUCUAGAUCUUUAUCUAAUUCAUUGGCCUGCCAGCAUGACAAAGGGAACAGUUGGAUUUAAUCCUGAGAACCUAACCCAACCUGACAUACCCAGUACAUGGAGAGCAAUGGAGGCACUAUAUGACACAGGCAAGGUUCGAGCUAUUGGAGUAAGCAAUUUCUCUACAAAGAAGCUUGGAGAUCUGUUGGAGGUAGCUCAUGUUACUCCUGCUGUACUGCAAGUGGAAUGUCAUCCUGUCUGGCAGCAGGCUAAGCUACGUGCAUUCUGUGAAUCCAAGGGAAUUCAUAUAACUGGGUAUUCACCAUUGGGUUCCCCAGGCACAGAAACUGUCAAGACGCAGGUCCUCAAGAACACAGUUUUGAAUAUGGUUGCAGAGAAAUUGGGCAAAUCCCCUGCUCAGGUAGCUCUUCGUUGGGGGCUGCAAAUGGGUCAUAGUGUAUUGCCUAAGAGUACAAAUGAAGAGAGGAUCAGAGAAAACUUUGAUGUUUUUGAUUGGUCUAUACCCAUGGACUUGUUUGUCAAGUUUUCUGAAAUUGAGCAGGUAAGUUACUUAUCCUUUUUUCAUGGCUGGUUUAUUGAAAGGCAGAUCAGCGGCGGUUGGUUUGUGCAUGAAACAUUCGGGGCGUACAGGACCCUGGAAGAACUAUGGGAUGGUGAGAUCUGAACAUACGCCGAAAGCUUGAGAGCCUAAACAAUUUGUCCUUUACAUACGCGUUUGUUUCGGAAGAAAAUACCUUAGCUCUUGUAAAAAUGCUUCAUGCUGCUGCUAAAUUUUAAAAUAAGGGAAGGAACAGUAUUUAGUAUUUAAGCAUUCUACUAUUUUGGAUACAGAUAUGGUGAAAUACAACUUGAUGGUAUCUUCCAAUGUAAGAAUAAUUAUUAAAAAACCCAUUUUCGAAAUCCAAUCUUCC
This is a messenger RNA of Durio zibethinus, 1316 nucleotides long. NCBI's taxonomy places the organism in Eukaryota, Viridiplantae, Streptophyta, Magnoliopsida, Malvales, Malvaceae. The record is from RefSeq and is a predicted model, not a curated record.